Messenger RNA from Letharia lupina, 972 nucleotides. RefSeq lists its product as uncharacterized. The transcript is spliced from 3 exons. Lineage: Eukaryota; Fungi; Ascomycota; Lecanoromycetes; Lecanorales; Parmeliaceae. The record is from RefSeq and is a predicted model, not a curated record. Bases 1 to 972 code for a protein of 323 amino acids.
AUGGCUCAUUACGCUUGUUUUGCUGUCAACGAGCAGUGGUCGUUACAAGCCCCGUUACCUAGCUUCUGGAUCAAACAAGGCAACUUGGAGCUCUUUUUCCGCUCGGUGGGCGGACCGAUACCAUGGUCUGUGGUAGCAAGAUUUGCCACAAAGAUGCUUUGCGCGACGCAGCUGGGAUGGCUUGGCACGUAUGAGAUUAUCUACCAGAAUGGCGCGGCGAACCAGGCUGUCGGGGUGACCCUGCGGAUUGCCAACAAUCAGCUCCCAUCGCCGCAACACCAUCUGACCAAAUCAAGGACAGUAGAGGCUGCUGAAAAAACGGAUUUGAAGAAGCGUAACCAAAUUCAACUAAUCUCCUUCAAGGUCCAUGACUUCGUGUCCGCUGCGCAGAAAUACUCUUCCUAUGCGGAUCACCUCUGGGUCAACACCUUUGACGCUUUCUACGAAGAAGCCGAGUUCGGUAUCACGGUCGCCCUGAGCCUGCGCCUCUUGCAACGGUCGACCGGGCCCCGCUUGACCGCCAUCACACUACCCCCGAGAAGGAGCCUCCAGCGUCCAAGCCCGCCCCUACGGCCCCGCGCCCCCACCAUGCCCCCGUCCCCGGCGAUCAGAGUCACCAGCUUCAUCCGGACCGCCGCCCUCGUCCCCACCGCCCUCGCCGCCGCCCAGCUCGAAGACUUCUACACCAUCAUCGCCACGAAGAUCGAAACGGGCCAGCUGGCCCACCGCCGCCCGGCCCGGACCGUCGUCUGCUCCCUCUGGGACUUCGAGCUCGUCUUCUCCUGCGACCGCAUCGACGUGCCCUGGAGCUUCGUCCAGGCCUUCGCCAUCGACAUGGCCGAGUGGUCGUCCAGGCAGUUCACCGGCCUCUACGAGGCCACGGUGAGGGGGGAGGGCCCGCUGAGCGGGCUGGUGUUUGUGGUGCAGAUGAGGCUGAAGGGGAAGGGUCGACGGUCGCCGUAUCUCGUGUGA